UGAUCCUGGAUGUCUUGAUAUCAGUUAUAUAUCUUGACUCAUCCAAAUUCUUUCCUGCCAAAAGGUAGAUAUUUUACUCAUACUUUUAUUGAACCUCAUUUGCAGGUUGAGAGUCCAUACUGAGAAUUAGAACAAGUAUUUACAUUCUCGGUGCCAUAUUAAGUCGUUAAAAGCUGCCCUGUUGUAGCCAUCCUGUCAUUUGAGCCGCUCUCCUACCAGCGGGUAGUGCAAUCAAAUCCGAAAGAUAUAUUGCUGUUAGCAGUCAGUAAAAACAUAUUCAGAACACAAUGAGUGGAUCUGGUGGAGGAUACUACAAGUACCGGUGUAAGUACUGGUUAUUGUAUAAUUGCGAAAAUUGGGUCUGGGUUAAUAAUGAAUCGUGUGCAAAAUGCUUGGCGAGCGGCAGAGAUGAAAUCAUCGUUUCUGCAUCUCAACUUAGAAUGUCGAGGGAGAUAUUCGUGCCACAGAUUCAAGAUGGGAAUUUGUAUUAUACAGUGAUGGAGAUUGUCGCUUUGAGCGACUUUGACAGCGGUUGGAUAGUGAAGGAGCCAAAGAGCCCAGAGUUUCCAACAACCACGUCCCCAACGGCCGAGAGUCUUCCAGCAAACAAUGGUGCUGUUUCUCAAGUUACAAGAGUGCAAAUUUUACCAGCACAAAAGGAUACUCGAUAGAUGACAUACAUCUAAUCAAUCUCCUUUGCUUUCUCCGGUUUUUGCGUUUGCUCGACAAUGAAAGAAUAUUGUUUUUGGUGGAUUAUUUUCUCGCUAAAAGGGGUAAUUUCCGAUGUUGGCCGGACUGGGACGAUUUGGAAACGAAAAGUGUUUUUCUGAAAUUGCGACGGUCUAUAUUGGAUUAUCAAAAUUCAUUC
Messenger RNA from Botrytis deweyae, 868 nucleotides. RefSeq lists its product as uncharacterized. Lineage: Eukaryota; Fungi; Ascomycota; Leotiomycetes; Helotiales; Sclerotiniaceae. The transcript is spliced from 2 exons. The record is from RefSeq and is a predicted model, not a curated record. The coding region runs from base 288 to 671 and encodes 127 amino acids.